UGUGUCAGUGCGACCUGACAACAGGAGAAGGCAGGGCAGGGACACUGCUGCCCAGGGACCAGAGGAGCCCCACACCUUGGGAUCUGGGCCUGUGCUGCAGGCUCACCUGCCUCCCCCUUCCCACAAGCAGCAGAGGAACAACCAGAGAACACUGUAGUGUUCCUUGAAGUGACGACGAGAGGAGAAGGCAGACAGGAGCAGGGCUCACGCAGGGCUGAGCAGGGACUGGUGCCCUCGUGGCUCUGGGCCUGUUCUGCAAACUCCCCACACUCUUCUUUCUCCCACAGAGAGAGAGGACCAGCAGCUGGAGGAGACGGUGGCGUUUCUGGACAGGGACUCACCACUAACAGCUGCCAUGUCUUACAGCAAGCCGGAGGGCCCUGGUGCCAGGGAGACAGCCUGCAUGCUGUGUCGCCAUGCAAAGGCUGACCCAGACAUCUGCGGUGACAAACUGGAGAAGCGUGGGCUCUGUGCCCAUGUGUUCUGCCUGUUCUUUGCCACUCUACUUGUUCGUCAAAAGAACGAUCGUGUUGGACUCAUGGGAUAUUUUCCUAGAGACAUCCAAAUUGCAGUCUGGCGGGCGGCACAAAAGCGCUGCUGUGUCUGUGGCCAGAGCGGGGCAACCAUCAUGUGUUGCAAGGAGGACUGUGGCAGAUGGUUCCACCUGCCCUGUGCCAAGGAGGGCGGCUGUGUCACACACUAUAUUCCAGAUUACAGCACCUACUGCCAUGAGCACCGUCCAGAGCAGGAGGUGGAGGCGACUCCAGAGCCAGGCACCAAUUGCCUCAUCUGCAUGGAGCCUGUGGAGGAUAGAAAGACCUUCAGAACCCUGGUGUGCCCAGCGUGCAAAAGGGCCUGGUUCCACAGGGACUGCAUCCAGGGACAGGCCAUGCGUGCUGGUCUUUUAUCCCUCCGCUGCCCCCUGUGUAGGGACAUUGAAGAAUUUCUUGCACAAAUGUUCAUCAUGGGGAUCCGAAUUCCCUUCAGAGAGCCAACAUGGGAGGACAACGAUGGCUUCGCGGAUCUAGAAGAGAGGCACAGCAGGUGCACUGCCAGGGAUUGCCUUUACCCGGGAGGCAGGGAGGAGGCAGAGGAAGAGGGGCCCUGGGAACUGCUCCUGUGCUCCUCCUGUGCUGCUGAGGGCACCCACAGGCGCUGCUCUGGCCUGAGAAAUCACAUACAGAGCUGGGAGUGUGACAGCUGUGCUGGUCUCGGAACGGCUUCCAGGGAUGAGUCAGAGCUCAGUGGCCCUAGCCUGACCAGACAGUCAGGACUGGAGCCUGCUCAUGGCUCCUCAGCAUCUGAGGCUAUCAGCCCCAGCUCCUGCAUCCUGGUCCUGCCAUUGAGGGUGGAUCCCCAGUCUCCAUCUGCAGAGACCAGCAGCCACAGCAGCCACCAACACACAGCAUGGCAGCAGUCUCUGCUGUCUGCUUCACCGGACACCAGCAGCCCCAGCACAUCAAGGUCAACGUGCAGCAGCUCCCCUGACCAUGAAGACAGGGUCCAUUCCAGACAUGCUGGGCCUGGCUGCAGGCAAACCCGCUCUCACCAGCAAGGUCAGGCCCCAGAUGGACCUGUCCGAUCAAGGAGUCGCUGUGACAGGAGCAGGAGGACAACCACAAGGACUGAGAAGACCAGGCGAAGGGAGACACCUACACAGACAUCCCCCAGACGCAGCCGUGCCCACCAGCAAGGUCAGGCCCAGAGUCCACCUGUCCGGUCCAGGAGUCGCCGUGACAGGAGCAGCCAGACAAGACCAAAGACUGAGAAGCCCAGGCGAAGGGAGACACCUUCAUGGACAUCCCCCAGACGCAGCCACGCCCACCAGCAAGGUCAGGCCCAGAGUCCACCUGUCCGGUCCAGGAGUCGCCGUGACAGGAGCAGCCAGACAAGACCAAGGACUGAGAGGCCCAGGCAAAGGGAGACAUCGUCACAGGCAUCCCCCAGACAUAGCCGCUCCCGCCAGCAAGGUCAGGCCCAGAGUCCACCUGUCCGGUCCAGGAGUCGCCGUGACAGGAGCCACACGACAACAUCAAGUGCUGAGAGGCCCAGGCAAAGGGAGACUUUGUCAGGGACAUCCCCCAGACGCAGCCGCUCCCACCUGCAGCGCCAGGCCUCGAAUCAACCUGUCCUGUCCAGGAGUCACCAGGACAGGAGCAGCAGGACAGCAGCAAGGGCUGAGAGGCCCAGGCGCAGGGGGACACCAUCAGGGAUGUCCCACAGGAGCAUCUGUUCUCGCCAGCGACGUCGGGCCUCAAUUAGGACCUCCAACAGCAGCAUGUAGUGUCAUCUCUUCUUUCUUUCCAUCUUUCGCUGCCGGAAGUGAAGUAAAGCCAAAAGGAAGAAGAGAGAAGAGAGUGACACACUGCCUCAAGUGCCUGAAGAAAUUACUAUAUUUACUAUAUUUACUAUAUAUAUAUUACUAUAUAUAUAGUAAUAUAUAUAUAGUAAUAUAUAUAUAUAUAUUACUAUAUAUACAAUUACUAUAUUGCUGCUGAUUUAAAAGACUUGCUUGGACCUUGAAAGAACAAACCAGAAAAGACUGUGGAAAUACCCUGGGACAAAGAGGAUGCACAGGACUCUGUCCCAGAUGACCAUUUGGGACCUUUGCCUGAGAACGAUGCAGCUCAGGAGUCGAGUGCUUUUAAGUUUUCCUUCUUUGGAGACACAGAGGAGUUGGGCAUCAAAGAAGAUAAAAUGAGGCCUUAUGAAAAGAAGAUGAAACAACAUUAAAUCGAGUCACAGUCCUGAAGGAGAGAAGAGAAACCGUGUGAAGUUAUCCGAAAUAUUUAAAAAAAAGAAACCAAUGCAACAAGACAAAGCAACCAGCCUCCCAUACUUGUGCUGAAUUCAGAAGGUAUUCAGUGUCUUCUGAAUGCAAUAAUAAAUGUUUAUGAAUACAGAAGAGAUCCCUAGAACAAACUGGAAAAUCCUGGACCAGAGAUGUAGCUCAGAAAAUCCAGCAGGAGCAGAUUCUGUCCUUCCUAAAUCUGUCUUCUCCACUAGUCUUGCGGACUUGGAAUAAUAAAGCCGGUAAAAGUCACAUGGGAAGAGGAUUCACGUUUCCAAGACAGCAGUUCUGAGGGUGCUGAUGAGCCUGAGACGUGAGAAAUUGAAAAGGACCAAGAAA
Messenger RNA from Vidua chalybeata, 3130 nucleotides. RefSeq names its product PHD finger protein 7-like. Gene Ontology annotation, cellular component: nucleus. The transcript has 12 exons. NCBI's taxonomy places the organism in Eukaryota, Metazoa, Chordata, Aves, Passeriformes, Viduidae. The record is from RefSeq and is a predicted model, not a curated record. The coding region runs from base 356 to 2284 and encodes 642 amino acids.